AUGAGUAACAGUAGCACAAUUUUAUUAACAAUGCCUACAUCAUCUCAUAAUUUUAUUGAAAAUCACCAUACAUCAUUUUAUUCUGAAAAUAAUUUAUAUGAAAAUAUGGUUAACUUUAAUACAGAAUUUUUAAUUCCAUGUUGUAGUAAAUAUAUUGAUAUUAAUGAAACAAAUGAUUAUCCAAUUUCAUCACAAUCAUUACCUACCUCAUUUUUUAAACAUUCUAACAAGAAAAAUUAUCAAACUAAUUAUAAGAAAAGAAAUGGAUUAAUUAAAGAAAGGGAAGAAUCUUUAUUAUUUCAAAAAUUACAAAAUACUCCAACACAUCCUAAUAAUAUUUUUUAUUCUAAUGAAGUUAAAGAAAUAGCAAAUGAACUUCUUCUUUUGUGUGAUCAAUUUGAUAAAGAACUUUACAAUGAUAUGGAUUUUAUAAAUAAUAUAAAUAUAAAAUGUGAUAAUUUUUUACCCUUUUUUGUGACAUCAAUUAUGUACUGUAUAUCAAAUUUUUUUAAUUAG
Molecule: messenger RNA, 516 nt
Organism: Strongyloides ratti
Lineage: Eukaryota; Metazoa; Nematoda; Chromadorea; Rhabditida; Strongyloididae
Exons: 2
Coding region: 1-516 (171 amino acids)
Source: RefSeq, a predicted model, not a curated record